This is a messenger RNA of Hevea brasiliensis (rubber tree), 991 nucleotides long. RefSeq lists its product as uncharacterized. NCBI's taxonomy places the organism in Eukaryota, Viridiplantae, Streptophyta, Magnoliopsida, Malpighiales, Euphorbiaceae. Bases 194 to 403 code for a protein of 69 amino acids. The transcript is spliced from 2 exons. The record is from RefSeq and is a predicted model, not a curated record.
GUAGUUCCAGUUCCCAAAUUCCAACUCAACUGUCCCCCUUCACACUCGCUCGCUCCGAUACCUAUGAGCCAUGGCCUCAUCUUUAAGCUAACCAUUUAAGUCGCUUGUACAGUUUCACUUCACUUCUCUUUAAUCUGAAACAACAACAAAACAAAAUUUCAAACAGCAACCAAAUCUCCCAUCUUUCCAUUUAAUGGCCGAUUGGGGGCCGGUAUUGAUUGGUGUGGUUCUGUUCGUGCUGCUGACUCCGGGACUUCUCUUUCAGAUUCCCGGACACAGCCGCCACCUGGAGUUUGGAAGCAUGAAAACUAACGGCAAGGCUAUUGCUGUUCACACUCUCAUCUUUUUCACUCUCUACGCUAUUCUCAUCUUGGCUGUUCAUGUUCACAUCUAUACUGGAUGAUCAUGAAACAAUACUCAACCGCAUGAACCAGAAUGGAGAUUCCACUUGUGCUCAUGUUCCCAAAUUCUACCACCCUUAUCCUUGCUGGUAGCUGGAAUAAUAGACCCGGUGACAAUAGGAUGAACAAAACCACUGCUACAACAACUGGUCCCCAAUCGGCACUCAUCUCUCUCUCUCUCUCUUUCUGACACGCAAACAGCCUCUUGGAAGGAGAUGUCGAAUUUUUGGAAUCUCUCGCUUCAAGAAAACAUGAGCAAAGACAGGGAUGUGCAUUCAAAUAUGUAGGAGGGCCUUCUGAGAGGAAUGAGACUAAUUUUCUUCCUGAUUAAGGAGAUGGUGAUGCGAAACUUAGUGAGAAAGAAGAGGAUAGGUUUAAAGGGGAGUAAAGGUAUGCGUCUGCGGUGGGUUUCCUUUAUGGGUAUGUAAAGAAAGAAAGACAGAAAGAAAGAAAGAAAGAAAGAAGCUAACUUUUCUUUCACCCACUACAAAUAAUUACUCGUUGGAAGGCUUCUUUUUUCUGGCUUUAGAGAUUGAUGAAGAUGAGGAUCCUUUAUUAAAGAAACCAUAAUAAAAGAAACAAAUUAGGGC